UUCACACCCAUUUCACUGAGCGCGUAAAAGGCUGAGAGACUGGAUCACAGCUGAAGCCAUCACCGUUACGCGUGAAUUGAAAUCUAGCCCGUACAAUAUGAAGGUAUCCUUUGGCUCUGUGGUGAUCAUGGCCGGCAUCUGUGGUAUUCUGAGCUUCGCUUUUUUGGCGACUGCUCUCGGAACCACGCACUGGUACAUCAUAGAGAUGAAAUCUAAGAACAUGAGCUCCCACUCGGGACUGUGGAUUACCAUCGAAGGUGGGAAGAUGUGGGAAGACUCUGCUGACUUUUUCAAAGCGAACUACUCCAGGCACUCCACGACUGAGCUGCAGCUGCAGAAAAUGCAUGGUGCAAUAGUGGUGGUGCUCCCCCUCAGCCUGGUCCUUCUGCUGUUUGGUGGCAUCUGUGGGUUGGUCAGCUCCCUGGCUCGGAGCCCUGUCCUCCUCACCAGAACGGCCUCCUACUUCUUCAUCUGCAGUCUGCUGACCCUGUGUGCUGUCAUCCUCUACAUCAUCUAUUCAUACGAGGCCCUGGCAGAGGCAGAGAGGCGAGUGGAACCUGAAGUCCUGGCCGACGUUCACAUCUCCUUCGGCUGGUCUUUGGGUAUGGUCUGGCUCUCCUACGGCCUGGAGCUCCUCACUGGGGUGCUGCUGCUCACAGCUGCACGAAUGGCCAAGCUGCAGCACAGCAGCCCCACCAUGGCUUGACACAAGCCUUCACAGUGGAUCCAACACACUGAGGACUGAACUGCGUAUGAACGUGGGAGAAAGAACAGUCAGGUAUGUUGCUGCCAUGUGGUUCUGCCUUAGAACAAAGUAACACACAACAGCUGGACAAUUUUAAGGCUUUGAAAUAUACAGAGGUUGAAUUUAAGAGGAUUUGGACUGUUUUUACAUAGUGCCUUAUAGGUUUAAUGUCCUUAAAUCUGCUUCAAACCAGAGAAUGACAUCCUGGUGAUUUACAUUAAUUGAGGUGUUGAUAUGAGCUAAAUUUAACCAAUGACGCCCUCUUGUGGAGAGAACUGAAGUGGCUCUUUGUGUCCACUGUCCAUAACCAUGCUGCUUGUCAUACUGUAGUAAUUUAACGUGUGCCAAACUAAUCGGACAAGCUCACAAUUUAAGACCAUUUCAUGUUACAGUGAAAAUAUAGAUAUAUAGAUAGAGUUUUCUUCUCACAGUAUUUCACACGCACACUGACUGUAUUUUUAAUCAUGCAGAUUAAUUUGAUGUAAGGAGUAUUUGUUUGUUUUGAAUGUUUUACAGUUUAAAGUUAAACCUAAAUGUGUUGUAUAUAUCAUUGUGCCACGUUAGUUGCAUGUGUUUCUAUUGAAAAUGCGUAGUAAAUGUUGGUUCCAUGUGGUGGCAUCUUAAAAAUGUUACGCUACUGCAGCAAAUUACUUGUCUUUAUUUAGAGGCCAUUGCUCUUGCUCUGGGUUUGCUACAUGACUGUGUUUGUAUUUGCUGGUUAACCAGUUAUAUCUGUUUUAUUAGAAGGUCGGUGGCUUUGCUGUUCAUGAGCUAUGAUACGAUAAAAUGUGAUGAGGCCUGAGCUAAGGUCUUCAAAUUCAGUGAUCCUUUACUUAAAAAAAUUUUUUUUUUUUAAAGUUGUUAAGUGUUUUGCACUAGUGGAACCGAAUUUUUUUUUUUAGUUGAGAGUUGAGAGAAGCAGCUCAUUGCUUUGUGGUAGCAGAAAUAUCUCCUCCUUUGUUGCUUUGUUGCCAUGAAAACUGAAAAAUGUGCAAAAAAAAAAAGAAGGACAAAGUAGAUACACUUACAACAUAUUUUCAAGGCUUGAAAUAGCAGCUGUUGUGACAGGGACAUUUGGUUCAGAGGUCAAAGGCGAUUUGGAUACUUGACUUUUGGCUGCAGUAGUGGGCAGAGUGGGACGUGAGCUCAAACACAAGGCUGGAUCCCUGCUGCUGUUGUCCACA
Messenger RNA from Toxotes jaculatrix (banded archerfish), 1929 nucleotides. It is a transcript of the gene tmem235b, whose product is annotated as transmembrane protein 235b. Gene Ontology annotation, cellular component: apical plasma membrane. NCBI's taxonomy places the organism in Eukaryota, Metazoa, Chordata, Actinopteri, Toxotidae. The record is from RefSeq and is a predicted model, not a curated record. The transcript is spliced from 4 exons. Bases 98 to 706 code for a protein of 202 amino acids.